Messenger RNA from Cylindrotheca closterium, 816 nucleotides. NCBI's taxonomy places the organism in Eukaryota, Bacillariophyta, Bacillariophyceae, Bacillariales, Bacillariaceae. The record is from the annotation of a GenBank genome assembly.
AUGAAUAAAGCGAAAUUUCAUUCAAAUAUAUCAAUACACUAUUGGAAAUUGUUACGUUACCUCUUCGUUGCUCUUCUCGCGCCAAAUGUCACUCGGGCUUGGCGCCAUUCUACUUCAGCAAAGUCUUCGGCGAAAGACAAUCUGAGGAACACUCCUUCAAUCGGUCCUCUUCCCUUUCUUUUGUCUCCUCAAAGCAACUUUCGAUGGAAAGCUUCUAUUGAUCCGAAAACAGGAAUUGCCUCAUCUGAAGAGACAUCUAAAUUUCAAUGGAAACAAAACUAUGAAACUUCUCCUGAAUCCAUGAGAUCCGUGAUUCGAGUAUCACGUCAAUUCAUUUCGCACUAUCCUCAAUGGUUGGCAAGGCCCAAGGUUUCCUUUGGAUUGUUGACAACAAAGACCGAUUCAAAGAGUAACGAAACGACGCUUCGGCCCCGCUUCCUACCGAACCUACCACUUCUUACAUUUGGACCAAUGCAAGUAAUUGGAUCACCCAAGAAACCAUGGUGUCAGUACAAGCUGCCCAUCACAGGCGGGCUCUUGGCGCUUGGAAAUGCCAAAAGGCCAAAGGACAUGGGUUGUCUCUUCUUUGAAACCAACACAAGCCGAGCGAACCUACCCGACAAGGACUCCUGGCCCGAGCUUGCGUGUACUUGCACCUCGGAGAUUGCUGGUGCCUAUCGUCCAUGGAUUGCAGGAGGACCCAGUGCCAAUUUCAUUCGUCCAUGGGCGUAUCUGAGUUCUCAAUCCAUGGUCCACGCCUAUGUGAUGUGGCGGUUUCACAAAGCAUGGAAACGAAGGCUGACUGUGAUCAGUUGA